UUAAAACCAACGGAUGUCUGAAGUGCUGGUAUGUUCAAGCGAGAGCGCUCAAGCACCUCAAAACGGAAAGACGUCACGCUGCUGCCUGUCAGUUUUCGUCUGCGCUCAAGUUCCGCGGCAACACAUCAAAACAUGUGUUACAUGAUGCGCUCAUUUAAAACGUAGCGUCUCCGUUGUUUUUAUUUUCUACUGUUUUUGCAAAGAGACUUUUUUACCCCCUUUCCUCCGCGGAAGCCACUGUGGGAGAUGGAGGACUGUUAUCUCGGCUGUCAGGUCUGUCAGACCUCUUUUCAGUGGGUGUCUCGCUUGAAGAAACACAUGUACUCGCAGGAACAUCGACAGAAAAUGAUAGAAGUAUUCAAAACCGAUGUGCCUACUGGUAAUGGUUUCUUUCCCCACAUUCUUUUAAAACAAGCAAUAGACAAUCGAAACCACAAGCAACCUAUCACAGGCUUGUCUUUGCUGACUCUAUGUUUCAAUAAACAGUUAGGGUCUUUAGUUUAUCUUUGCCAUAUUUGUGAGGAGACGUGCCCAUCUGACAGAAUUGUGUAUCACCUCUCGACUGGUGACCAUUGCAGCAACUACUUUAAUUACACAGACCCCAAUAUACUAAGUUAUUCCUGGCUGCCUAGCAUGGACAUGAGAGCCAUUCUAAAGCCUUUGCUCACACAAGAAAUGAAAGAAAAAGGACCUGGAACAUUACAGCUGUUGGAAUUACCUAAAAAUUUGAUGAAAAGGCUUUUAACAAGCACCUACUCUGAGGCUAUGAACACGCUCCGAGAAUAUAAUGAGCUUAGCAGACUUCUUCAAGAAGUGAAACCAAAGAGGACAGUAAUCCAAACAUACCAAAAAGACAGCAACAGGAAACACCCACUUCUGGACUUUCUCCUCCCAUUCCUUCCUUCAUCCCCUGGUUGUGGUCCUGUAGGCAUGCAGCACCUUGUGGAAUGCAUUUGUGAUGGAGCGACACAAAAGAGUUACUACCUCUGCACUCUCUGCAAACUCACUUUGGCUGCCCACAUGAUCAUCAAACAUGUCCUGAGCUUUGACCACAUCUUCUGUUACUUUAAAGAGUGGCAUCCAUCUACUUUGCUGUCCAAGGAAUGCUACAUAAAUCACGAGUCUUUUGUCUGUGAUAUACUAGAUUUUUCAAGGCAGACAGAGGAAAUUCAUGGAACUGCAAACACUGAGAUCAAGCAAGUGAUUCUGGACCCUACUGAGUAUUCAUCAGUGAAUUUUGCUUGUUAUGCUGAAGCUUUGAAGACGCUGGAAUCAAAGAGAAAUGAGAACAAACAAGGCAGCCUGAUUGUGAACAUUAAGCCUGGGCGAAAGUUGGUUUCUGUAGUACGUCUUGCCGAAGAGAGCAGUCUGCCCUACUCCAUAAUUCUGCGCUGCCAGGACUGCUCUCAGCGCUUUAACAGUAUUUACCAGUAUUUAAAUCAUUUGCCAAAGGUGAAACACAUAAUGAUGCUGCAAAAACACUUUGGUCAAGCUAAAAGAGAUUGUGGCCAACAAACAGGACAGAGACCAUAUCUGGGCCUAUACACUUACAUCCAAAACUGCUUAAAGAUAAAUGAACCGGUUAUUGGUGUCUCCCUGAUCGUGACAUGCAUCAACACUGAAAUUAAGGAAGACUGCAUCUAUGUUUGCUUUGCCUGUGAGGAUUUUUUCUCUGACUCUGCUCUCAAGCAGCACCUAGGAUCCAUUUGCCAUCUUGUAAACACAUUGCUGUACCAGAAUCCCUGGCGACUUCCUUUUGCCUGGGAAAACUCCUUGAAUGUGACAGAAUUAAAGUCACUGGCAUUGGAAGAGGAGAAGGAACAGGGACCAAAUCAUGUGAUCACCAUGAAGGUUUUUGACAUGCCACGCAUGCUAUUUUGCAGCCUCCUCCCAGCUACUUAUGAAGAAGUGAUGAAGAAGCUUCAACUCUACCACACUGUCCUAAAGGAUGCUGUUCCACGUCGAGAAACGUACAGCAAACUCAAACAGAAUGAGAGAUUCCCUCUGCUCGGCAAACAGUUUAUGGUCAUGUAUGAUGUUAGAGACGAUUACCACACCAGAAAAGAUGUUCUGUGUUUGCUCUGUGGAAGGACAUUGUCAGAAAAUGAGUUUUGUACUCAUGUGUUCAGUCGGGAACAUGUUACAGAAUUUCUGGACCGUUUUCAUCCAGGCUCACUGACGCCAGACACCGAUGCAGAGACCUUACUGGAUUUGGCAAAACAGGCAGCACAUUUUCAUUCCAUAUCAAAUGUGCAGGUAAUAAAGCUGGACAGGCCAAUCUGGGAGCCAUAUACCUACCACCAAGCAAUAAUUAUUUUAGAAUCUGCAAAACAAAGAUAUAAGAAAGGAGUGCUUGAACCCUUCUUAAAACCCAAAAUGAAACUAGUUCCUAGGGAGACUGUGAAAGAAAUGACCAAGGACCAUGGGAAAGGCAGCAGUCAGAAAAACUGCGAUGAUCAGCCAGCAACCAUCUCCAUCACCCUCAUGAAGGACUCUGAGAAUAUGACCAGUCAAAAACCUCUUUUAGCAUCAUCUGACACAGACCAUCAGGAAGCUGUUCAAUUAUAUGCGUACAUCAAGAAGAAGAACAGAGAGCCUGUGAUUGGCUUAAGUAGCCUUUAUGAAUUCCUCUGUGAUCAACAUGACCCUGUCUACUUCUGCCAAUGCUGCUCUCUGCUGGUCCUAGAGAAGAAUAUUAUAAACCAUGUUACUGGGUUUGAUCACUGGAAGAUCUACCUGACGGGCGCCCAGUCGCUGGCACCUCAACCACAGAUGAAAUCAGAAGAAAUCAGAUAUUUGGCUGAGAAUUUUGAAUCCCUUAAUGGAUAUGGAGAAGCUCAGACUGUUACACUAAAUGAAGACAUUUACAAUGAAAUCCUCAAGCAAGACUCUGAAUCAGCCCUACAGACAGUCAAGUCUUUACUGACUCAGAAUGAAAGUAGUCAUGUUGAUGUUAAAACUUCGGACACAUCCGUGUUCCUUCAGAAACAGGAAAAGGAACAGGACAUGACUGAAAACACACAGGUGGUGGAAAAGAAAUUUGAUGUUGAUUUAGAAGACAAAUUCUCUAACACUGGGACAAAUCCAACUAAUAUGCUUCCUGAUUCCACAAAAGAAAGCGCAAAAGAUUGCAUCCCUUCAAGCACAAAUGAGGAGCCACUGAAAAUAUCAAUAACAUCUCAGUCUUCACCUGCCUCCAGUAGCACUGGAGGCACCACCAAACUGACUGCAGCGAAACACAAAUCUAGCAUGAGCCCCACUUCUACAGUUCCGACCGGCAGCACUACUAAAAGCUCCAGAAGUACAGUGUCAUCAACGACUGCGACAAUAGCUGCUCCUAAGGUAACAAUAAAGUGUGAACCCCAUCGGACUUCAGCCAUGUCUGAUGGGUGUGAACACAAGACUUCACACACAGAACCACAUUCCUCUAUGACUAAGAUGAAACCAAAUGAAAACCCUCCUAAAGUUGGCUUAAACCAUCUUAUCAUGGUGUGGUGUAAAAGAAAAAAGCAAAUCUACUGCGAGUUGUGUUCGGUCAGGUUAAAAAAUUCCAAACACCCAUACAGUGAUACCCACAGAUUAAACUACGUGAAAAUGAAGUUCCCUGAGUUUAGGGCAGAGCCGUUGGAGUUGCAGAGCAAACUGGACAAUAUAGUGGCCCACUUGGCUGAGGUGGAGAAAAAUGUACAAAGGAGGAACAAGAACAUACAGGUGAACCAUGAUGUAUACAAGGAGCUGGGUGCUCUUUCAGAGGAAAAAGCUUUCGAAAAAAUAAAGACUAUGCUGAAAAAAGGGGCCUAUUGGGAGACGUCCUCCCCCACAACUGAUGCAGAGGCAUUGACACAGGGUUGUUCUGUGUCUUCCUCCAGUCCAUUUGAAAUGUCAAGCCCAGAUGAUGGACACCUGAGGUUUGGCCUGGCCUGUGCUGACUCAAGACUAUCCCAGAGCAGCCAGUUUACAACAAUUACUCUCUGCACUUCAAAGGAGCCAGAGAUAGACCUGCCACAGAAUGAAGUAUCAGGGUUUUCUUCUGACCACCAGCAAAAGCAUGAGACACACAGAGCAGGGACAUGCAUCAUUGGCGCCAGUAAUCUUUCCACAUAUUUGGCUGUGAAACAACUGGAAACCAAACCUAUCCUAGGUAUGGGCUCAGUGUGGGAGUGUCGAGGGUUUUCUCGAGAUACAUUCUAUUUGUGCCAGAACUGCAGGAUGACUCUCUCCGUCAGUGACAUCUGUGGGCAUAUGGUCAGCUCUGAUCACCAAAUCAAUUGCAUGAAGGUAGAUUAUCCUCGGUUUUUGUAUUUCAUGGACUUGGACAAUGUGCCUGAAAACGAAAAACGCAACAUUUUAGAAGUCAUUGGAACAAUGUUCUCAGCACAGGAGCGUUCCAAGAAAAUUGACGCGCAGGUUGUGAUGCUCACACCUGAAGGGUAUGAAAGUGUUCAGGCAGCUCCAUUCAGUGAAGCUUUAGAAAUGCUGCAAAACAUGAAAGGACAGAAACCAAGGGUCUUGGGUCAUUCUGUCAGUACUUCACAGCAAAAGGAACCUGAGAACCAGCAGAGUGCAGAAGAAUGUCAUCAAAAAGAGACAAAUGCAGCACUGAAACACACAGACUACCAGCACGACAAUGAAGCAAGAACCCAACCACAGAAGUGUUAUUUGGACAAGACUGUGGUAGUUGGAGGUACAGAUGAGAUGAGCAGUGUCCUCUCAAAUGAUGUUUCAACUGAGACUUUCAGGAAUCUUUCUGUACAACCAGAACUCUCACUAUCAGCCCCUCAGCACCAAAUACCUGUCCCUAAGUUGCAAGAGCAUGAAGCAGAAGUUCACUCUGAGUCUCCAUCCUUCUCUGAUAGUCAGCACCAAACAUCACAAACCCAAACAGUGUCUCCUAGUGACACGUGUUGUCAAGGCAAGAAACGUCCAGCUCCUCCAUCUGUUGAAACACAUUACACCACUAACCCACACCUCAAAGAUCCUCGACAAGCCAAACAUGCACGUAGUUCACUGGAACACAUCAGUCAGUGCAUUCCUGAAUCAGCCGUGGAAUCAGCUUCCUUUAAUGUUGCUUCAACGUCUACACUGUUGUCUCCUGAAGACAAAGGCACAGAACAUGACAUGACUGAAUACUAUAAACUAUGGGAACUUGUUAAUCAGGCAAAGCAAAAUAAGGUUAUUGCUCCCUCUUCUAACAGUUCAUCUGAAAUGAAUGUGGUACAGAGGUUGGAUUCAAAGUGUGCUGAUACUGAUUAUAGGGUAAAAACAAAUUUACCUGCUUCUAAAACAUUGGAAAGCACAUUCCCUGUACCAUCUGUGUAUGAUUCCACCCCUGAUCCACACGCCAGCAACUCGUCUCUUGAGACCACGACGACAAUCAACCCUUCUGCCAGCUCUGCAGACCCCUCUGACCUACAACACCAGAGCAGCACGUCUAAUGAAUGUGAGAAAGUGAGCCACCUCCAGCCUGGUUCAAUCCAGUCCACAGCCACCAUCCCCAACACAUGGCAGGCUUUACAGUUGCAGUGCAACCCAGAAAGUACAAACACUGGGUUUUGUCAGAUGCCUAUUAACCCAAUCAUAACUGCCAGGCCACAGCCCAUCAGGAAGAUGCAAUUACUUACUAUAACAAAUUCCUUUGGCACUGUGGCAGCUUUAGAGGCGUACAGUCAAUACAGUCAAAGUGCAUAUGCAGAACAUGGUCUUUCAUCUUAUCCUCUUCCACAGGCUGGUGCAGGUUACAUCACACCACACAAUCCUUUUGUUUAUGCAGGCCCUUUAUACCACAGUCAGUAUUACCCGGUAGAGGUGCCCCAUAUGGGCGAGCUUAGCAGCUACCAUGGCCAGGAAAUGGGUGAGUCUCAAAAUGCACCGGCAGCCGCUUCUGGUGAUGCAGCAGCAGUACUCCCCUUCAGCCAACAUAACCCGUCCUGCUGGAGAUAAAAAGGUGACAGCACACCAAGGUUUUGAAAACAUUGUUUCAGUCGACCUGUGUUUUUUCAUUAUCUUCGUACAACAGGCACAUCAUGUUCCAGUGUGCUGCUGUAUGAAUAUUUUUCAUUUACAAUAGGACCUGGAAACGGCACAGUAUAAAGGUUUAGAAAUGGAAAUCAACGCUGUAUAUGUAGAGGUUUUGUUGCCACAAGCUAAUGGUUUUUAAUGUUUUCAGCUAUUUUUUGGCACUUUAAUAUAACACUUUGUUUAUUCUUAAGUGUUUUGUAAAAUUGAAACAUUGGUUUUAUUGUUUGCACUAUGAGUUGCAUUUUUGUGAAGUUGUGAAAAUGACCAUCUGAUUGUUGGAAAUAUUAAUAUAUAUGAUUUCAGUUGUUCCACUUUGAUGCAUUGACUCUUCAGUCUAAGUGAAAAGAAAUAAACAAAAUGCAUGAAAUCACAACAAAACAUCUAAUGCAGGUGUUGAAAAAAAUAUUCUUGAUGGUAUUAACUAUAUGUUUUUAAACAUGAUGAGAGAAAGUCUAGAGUUGUG
Messenger RNA from Betta splendens (Siamese fighting fish), 6481 nucleotides. RefSeq lists its product as uncharacterized. Bases 247 to 5940 code for a protein of 1897 amino acids. The transcript is spliced from 47 exons. The record is from RefSeq and is a predicted model, not a curated record. NCBI's taxonomy places the organism in Eukaryota, Metazoa, Chordata, Actinopteri, Anabantiformes, Osphronemidae.